Pyricularia pennisetigena is the source of this 2640-nucleotide messenger RNA. RefSeq lists its product as uncharacterized. The record is from RefSeq and is a predicted model, not a curated record. Bases 1 to 2640 code for a protein of 879 amino acids. NCBI's taxonomy places the organism in Eukaryota, Fungi, Ascomycota, Sordariomycetes, Magnaporthales, Pyriculariaceae. The transcript has 5 exons.
AUGAUGGACUCGCGCACAAACUUCUGGCUGAUAGGCAUUGCCCUGCUUGUCUGCUGGGUCAGCCCCGCCUAUGCUUUCGGCGCUGGAAACAUCAGCAGCAAGUCGCCCAUUGAGGGGAUCAACUGGAGACACGGUGAUAUUGAAGAUGCCCUCCUCGGCAUCAUCAUGGCCCGCGCCAUGGACAAGAAGAGCAAAAAGUUUAACAAGAUGGCCGUGAUGCGUGUUUAUUUCGGCAAUUGGUUGAGGGACUACUCCCAGGCCGUCGACCUGGGCACCAUCAAGAAUGUGUCAUACGAGGCGAUCCGACUUGUCGUCGCAAUCCUCGCGUUUAUGAACUUCGGGUUCGGCUCCAAGGAGUUUGAAGUCACGCCGGAGCGUCUGGGUUGCUACAGACCCGAGGAGCACAUCGACAGCCCCAAGGGCUACGGAAGCGGCGAGAACCCGAAGCAGUACUGGGAGGGACUCCGCGGCCCCGUCGACGAGCACCGCGAGCUCUCGGUCGACCCGGACAGCGGCAUGAAGAACUACAUCGCCAACGAGCGCGCGGGCAUCGACACGUCGGCCGGCCUCCUGCGCAACCUGCUGGGCCGCUGCAUCGACCUGGGCCGCGCGCACGCCCGCGACGGUCGCGACGAGGACCUGUACGAGUCGAUGCGGCUCAUGGGCACCGCCCUGCACUGCCUCGAGGACUUCUUUGCCCACAGCAACUACGUCGAGCUGGUGCUGAUCGAAAUGGGCCACCGGGACGUGUUCCCACACGUCGGGCGCGACACCAAGCUCCACAUCCCCGGGGCCCACGACGAGGUGUACCCGGUGGUGACGGGGACGUUUGGAGAGGUGGACUUUUUGCACUCGGUCGCCGGUGAGGUCUCGGACAAGAUCAAGCAGAAUGAGCUGCAGGAGCUCGAGGAGCUGCUGCAGGACAACAAGAAGAACGACACGAGCCUGCUCAAGAACCUGUUCAAGAUGCUGCCCGACUCGCUCUUUGGCGGCGAGAGCCAGUCCAACAAGAUGGACGAGAUCGAGCAGGACUGCACGCAGGCGCAGAUGAACAACCUCGAGGUCAGGCCGCACCGCGAGCCCGAGGAGAUCACAAAGUGGGUGUCCAACAUCUUCAAGCAGAUCAUCCCCGUGAUCGAGUGGCACGACCGCAUCAUGAAGAUCAUCUCGGAUGCCCUGCCCAGCAUCCCCGUCAUCCCCAAGAUCAUUGAGCAGCUCGAGGACCAGCUGAAUGCUUUCGUCAUGAUGCAGCUGGCUCCGUUUAUCGUGCCGGUGCUGCAGCAGAUCCAAAACGAGAUGAAUGCUGGCUCCAAUGGUAUCGUCGAGAGCAGCAAGCGGGAUCAGUUUAUGGUUUUUGACGACGACAGGUCUGCCGACCCGACCCACUCGAUGCUGUCCAAGGACCACUUUACCAACCUCCUCAACGAACCGGCCGGCAAGACCGCCGCAGAGAUGGUCAAGUGGGUUGUGCCCCAAAUCAUGCAGGCCAUGGACGACGAGUCGAUCGACAUUGGCCGUACCGUCAACCGCAUCAUCUAUGGCGUACUCCACCACCCUGCGCAGCGCUCAAUCGGACACGACGGAUCGUCCGAGGGCCGCGAGAUCUUUUUCCGCUCCGUCGAGCAGUGGUGGGGCUGCAUGGGACCGGACCAGCAGGAGGAUUAUCUGAGGCGUCUGAGCCGGGACGGAGUCAAGAACCACGAGAACCACAAAGAGGGCGAGUACGACACCGGACACAACAACGGCUGCCUGGGCCACCUCGAUACGUCGCACAUCCACGGCGGCGGCAAGAAGAAGAAGAAGGAGACGUGGGAGGACAAGAUCGCCACGCAGGCGGCCAACGCCAUCGUCUCGGGCGUGACGGGCGCCGUUGGCAACUUUGUCAACAACAACGGCAGCCAUGACGGCGGCAGGAAGGACGACGGGCCUGGCGGCCUGCUCGGAAUCGCCGCUUCGGCCCUCGGUGGGAUACUGGGCGGGGGCAACGACAGCGACAAGCGGAGAAGCGAUAACGACGACAGCAGCAACAACAACUACUCCUCCUCGAGCGGCUACGACGGCGGCAGGCAGGAUUACCACAGCAGCUCGUCGUCGUACAACCGCCCCGGAUCCAGCGGCCGUCACGACUACGGCAGCUCCUCGUACUCGUCGGAGCACUCGUCGCGCCCGCCGCACCACGAGUCGUCGUACAGCAGCCAUCAAUCCUAUGGUGAUGGCCACGGCUCGUCGUACUACGGCUCGAGCCGGAGGGACGACGACUCGAUGCCCGGCGGAUACCCCGGCGGGCGGGGCUACGACGGCGAGGGCAACCACCACGAGUCGCACUACUCCAGACCUGAGCCGUCGAGGGGCGAGAGCGCAAGUUACUACAACAGCGGUGGCGGCGGUGGCGACGGUGGCUACUCGGGCGGGUAUCAAGAGUCGUCGCACCACGGCGGCGGGGGUUACCAGCAGCCGCCUUUUGGAGGAGGGUAUGGACAGCACCACCCGCAGGGCGGAUACCCGCAGCAUGGUCAGUACGGACACCAGCAUCCGCAUGGAGGUUUUGGUCACCCGGGAGGUUUCAAUCCAGGGGGGUAUGGUCCAGGGGGUUAUCCCGGGCAGCAGGGCUACGGGGGUUAUGAGCAUCGGAGGUGGUGA